Phaeoacremonium minimum UCRPA7 is the source of this 684-nucleotide messenger RNA. Its product is annotated as putative -like family protein. NCBI's taxonomy places the organism in Eukaryota, Fungi, Ascomycota, Sordariomycetes, Togniniales, Togniniaceae. The record is from RefSeq and is a predicted model, not a curated record. The coding region runs from base 1 to 684 and encodes 227 amino acids. The transcript has 2 exons.
AUGGCUGUCACUGUGGGUUUGGCCGGAAUCACCGGGAAUUUUGGUCGCUUGCUUGCCACUCAUCUCAUCAAGAACCCCAAUGUGAUCCUUCGAGGAUAUGCUCGGGAUCCUAGUAAAGUCAUCCCAUCCAUUACUUCGGCUCCCAAGGUCCAAAUCUUCCAGGGUAGUCCAUUCGAGGAGGAUAAAGUCCACGCCUUUGCCAAGGGCUGUGAUGUCGUUAUCUGCUCAUAUCUAGGUGACGAUAAGCUCAUGGUUGACGGGCAAAAAGCGUUAAUCGAUGCAUGCGAAGCAGAGGGUGUGGCACGAUACGUCGCCAGCGACUGGUGCUUGGAUUACACAAAGCUUGAAAUUGGAGAGCUUUUCCCUAAGGACCCAAUGAUACAUGUCAAGGCAUAUCUUGAAGCAAAAAAGAAUGUCAAGGGUGUCCAUAUUUUCGUCGGCGGCUUUAUGGAUCCUGUUUUUAGCCCUCUAUUCCAAACAUUCGAUCCUGCAACAUGCACCUUCCGCUAUUGGGGUGACGGAACAGAGCCUUGGGAGGGCACAUCUUAUGAUAAUGCCGCUGCCUAUACUGCUGCUACAGCAGUCGACGGUAGCGCUACCGGUGUCCAAAGGAACGUAGAUGUCUUCAACAAUGUCGACUUCCCCUUCGUACUGGCCAAGACUGCCAACGGAUAUGCCAUGUGA